GCAGCUCGAGAUACAACGUUCAUUAAACUCCCCUUUUCUGGGGCGAGCAUUUGUGUAGGUGGGAAGGAGGGGGGUGAGGAAGAGACUCCGAAGGCUGUCGGUGAGAAGCUCAGAAAAUUCUCCGCAUUACUCAAAAAGCAGCCGGCUAAGAAAUGCAGCAAGUUUUGGAAAACCUAACGGAGCUGCCCACAUCUACAGGAGCAGAAGAAAUAGACCUAAUUUUUCUCAAGGGGAUUAUGGAGAAUCCUAUUGUGAAAUCACUUGCUAAGGCUCAUGAGAGGCUUGAAGAUUCAAAAUUAGAAGCGGUCAGUGACAAUAACUUGGAAUUAGUAAAUGAAAUUCUGGAAGAUAUCAGUCCUCUAAUAAGUGUGGAUGAAAAUGUGGCAGAACUGGUUGGAAUACUCAAGGAACCUCACUUCCAGUCGCUCCUGGAGGCCCAUGAUAUUGUGGCAUCAAAGUGUUAUGAUUCGCCUCCCUCAAGCCCAGAAAUGAAUAAUUCUUCUCUCAAUAAUCAGUUAUUGCCAGUAGAUGCCAUCCGAAUUCUUGGUAUUCACAAAAGAGCUGGCGAGCCAUUGGGUGUAACAUUUAGGGUUGAAAAUAAUGAUCUGGUAAUCGCCCGAAUCCUUCAUGGAGGAAUGAUAGAUCGACAAGGUCUGCUUCAUGUGGGAGAUAUCAUUAAGGAGGUCAAUGGCCAUGAAGUUGGAAACAAUCCAAAGGAAUUACAAGAGUUACUGAAAAAUAUUAGUGGAAGUGUCACUCUAAAAAUUUUACCAAGUUAUAGAGAUACUAUUACUCCUCAACAGAGUUACACCAGUAUGGAGAGGCAUCCAGCCCACGUCCGUCAGGUAUUUGUCAAGUGUCAUUUUGAUUAUAAUCCAUUCAAUGAUAACCUGAUACCCUGCAAAGAAGCGGGACUGAAGUUUUCCAAAGGAGAAAUUCUUCAGAUUGUAAACAGAGAAGACCCAAAUUGGUGGCAGGCUAGCCAUGUGAAAGAGGGAGGAAGUGCUGGUCUGAUCCCAAGCCAGUUCCUGGAAGAGAAGAGAAAGGCAUUUGUUCGCAGAGACUGGGACAAUUCAGGACCCUUUUGUGGAACUAUAAGCAACAAGAAAAAGAAGAAGAUGAUGUACCUCACAACCAGGAAUGCAGAGUUUGAUCGUCAUGAAAUUCAGAUCUAUGAGGAAGUAGCAAAAAUGCCACCCUUCCAGCGAAAAACAUUAGUGUUGAUAGGAGCUCAAGGUGUGGGCAGAAGAAGCUUGAAAAAUAGGUUCAUAGUGCUGAAUCCUGCUAGAUUUGGAACAACGGUACCAUUUACUUCACGGAAGCCCAGAGAAGAUGAAAAGGAUGGACAGGCAUAUAAAUUUGUGUCCCGAUCAGAGAUGGAGGCAGAUAUUAAAGCUGGAAAGUAUUUGGAACAUGGGGAAUAUGAAGGAAACCUCUAUGGAACUAAGAUUGAUUCUAUUCUUGAAGUUGUACAGACUGGAAGGACUUGCAUUUUGGAUGUCAACCCACAAGCAUUGAAAGUGUUGAGGACAUCGGAGUUCAUGCCUUAUGUGGUAUUUAUUGCUGCUCCAGAGCUAGAGACCCUGCGUGCCAUGCACAAGGCUGUGGUGGAUGCAGGAAUCACCACCAAGCUUUUGACGGACUCUGAUUUGAAGAAAACAGUGGAUGAAAGUGCACGGAUUCAGAGAGCUUACAACCACUACUUUGAUUUGAUCAUCGUAAACGACAAUCUAGACAAAGCCUUUGAGAAACUGCAAACUGCCAUUGAGAAACUAAGAAUGGAGCCACAGUGGGUCCCUAUUAGCUGGGUGUACUGAUGAUUCGAUAAGGCUAACAGUUAAAUAAAACUUUUAAAAAGUGA
Peromyscus maniculatus bairdii (prairie deer mouse) is the source of this 1861-nucleotide messenger RNA. It is a transcript of the gene Pals2, whose product is annotated as protein associated with LIN7 2, MAGUK p55 family member. Gene Ontology annotation, molecular function: protein binding. The record is from RefSeq and is a predicted model, not a curated record. NCBI's taxonomy places the organism in Eukaryota, Metazoa, Chordata, Mammalia, Rodentia, Cricetidae.